Molecule: messenger RNA, 645 nt
Organism: Mycosarcoma maydis (corn smut)
Lineage: Eukaryota; Fungi; Basidiomycota; Ustilaginomycetes; Ustilaginales
Product: Ras-GTPase
Exons: 3
Coding region: 1-645 (214 amino acids)
Molecular function (GO): GTP binding; GTPase activity
Source: RefSeq, a predicted model, not a curated record
AUGUCGGCUUCCGCCGCAUCAUCGUCCAGCAGCCACGAUGCAUCUAGCGGCGGGAGUUGCGAAAAGUCGAGUGUGAUCCUGAAAGUGGGCAUGGUAGGCGACUCGCAGAUCGGCAAAACGUCGCUCAUGGUGCGUUACGUCGAAGGCUCGUUCAACGAGGACUACAUCCAAACGCUCGGAGUCAACUUUAUGGAAAAGACCAUUUCGAUCCGCAACACGGAAAUCACGUUUAGCAUCUGGGAUUUGGGCGGUCAACGCGAGUUUGUCAACAUGCUUCCACUCGUCUGCAACGACGCAGUUGCCAUCCUUUUCAUGUUCGACCUCACGCGCAAAUCCACGUUGAACUCGAUCAAGGAGUGGUACAGGCAAGCGCGCGGGUUCAACAAGACCGCGAUUCCAUUCCUCGUCGGCACCAAGUACGACCAUUACGCCACGCUCCCGAGAGAGGAACAGGACGAAAUCACAAAACAAGCUCGAAGGUUCAGCAAGGCCAUGAAGGCUCCAUUGAUUUUUUGCUCCACCAGCCACGCGAUCAACGUGCAGAAGAUCUUCAAGGUGCUCCUGGCAAAGGCGUUUGAUUUGAAGUGCACCAUCCCGGAGAUCAAAGGUCCCGGCGAGCCCUUGUUGUUCUAUCUCGAUGUCUAG